This is a messenger RNA of Acromyrmex echinatior (Panamanian leafcutter ant), 594 nucleotides long. RefSeq names its product E3 ubiquitin-protein ligase RNF180-like. The record is from RefSeq and is a predicted model, not a curated record. Gene Ontology annotation, cellular component: endoplasmic reticulum membrane. Gene Ontology annotation, biological process: norepinephrine metabolic process; positive regulation of proteasomal ubiquitin-dependent protein catabolic process; protein polyubiquitination. Lineage: Eukaryota; Metazoa; Arthropoda; Insecta; Hymenoptera; Formicidae. Gene Ontology annotation, molecular function: ubiquitin protein ligase activity; ubiquitin conjugating enzyme binding.
AGGAACAUAUAUUCUGAUCAUAAUAUAUAUUAUUAAAAAAUUCAUUAUAAAAGAAUAAUUAUAUAUAGCGGAGUUAUUAACAUACUUUAUGAACUUUGAUAUUCUUCGUAUCGCUGUCUUUGUAUAAUGGAAGUAAGAUGCAAGCAUUGUUGUAAAUCGCUUUUCAAGGAUGAUUUUAUUUUGUUUAAUGCACAUUAUGAGGUAAAACAACAAAUGGAUGUAGGAUGUCAAGCGGAUGAAUCCGAUUGCUGCUCAUAUAUGAUUCCCGAGAAUGCACCAAAUUGGAUUAUGGAUGCUAUCAAUCAAGAAUCUUGGACUAAGGGAAAAUUAUAUUGUCCAUACUGCAACAAUCGUUUAGGAUCUUUCAACUUUGUGAAUGAGCUCAAAUGUUACUGCGAUAAAUAUGUGAAGCCAUCCAUAAGGAUAGUUAACUCUAAAGUAGACAUAUUAUACGAAAGUUUAAAAUAAUAACCAGACAGAACUUUCUCUCUAUAUAUGUAUACAUUUUUUGUUUCGUGUGUACAUAUUAUAAUAUAUAUUUGUAAGAACUAUCAUCAUAAAUAACGCUUGCGAAAUCGUGGAAAAUAUAUUUUU